AUGUCAGAAGUUUCCAAUACACCUUUUGUCGACCCAAAAGAUACCAAUUACCACAAUGAAGGUAUGUUCUAUCGUUGGGUAUAUGAUCAAAUUGAUUUUGGCUCCCUCACAUUUUUGGUUGAUGUCAGUUCUUCGAUCAGCAAUGAAGCCUUCAUUUUAACAAAGAAAACUAUUGAAGGGUUUAUAUCAGCUUUUCCUCCAAUCCCAAUGAAAAUCAUUUCAUUUGGAAAAGAAGCUCAAAUAGUUAUUUCUGAAGAGACUGAUAAGACCAAACUUCAUACUGCUGUUGAAAAUUUCGCUCGUAAAAUCGAAAAUACCUAUAGUGAUGGCUUCAUAAAUAAAAUCACUAGAUCAUUUAAAAAAGAAGAGACCAAUAUGAUCCCUGCCAUCAAUCUAUGUAUUGAAGGCAUUGAUAUAAACAAUCCAAAGACAGGUUUGGUUUUACUUAUAACCGAUGGAAAACCUACUGAUGAUCCAACUGAAAAAAUAACAAGGCUCCUUAAGGAGAAAGUCGAGGUUAUAACAAUUGGAAUUGGCAAUCAAACUAUGAAAACAUUCUUUUCAAACCAUUUCAAAAACCAAAAGAAAUACUAUAUCGAAAGCUUUAGCAUGGUAAAUACUGCUAUUAAAUCAAUAAUGAGUGUUGCUGAUAUAGACCUACCGUUUAUUGUACGUUUCUUACAAGGAACCAGUACAUAUCAUUCACCAACAGAUAGAUUCCUUCCACUGAUUGUUGAGAUUAUUCAAAGUACAACUAAUGAUGGUAAAGAAAUAAAAGAUAUAGCAAUACAAUUUAUGAGCAAUGAAUUUUAUAAAGGAAACAAUAUACGAUUCGAUAAACCACUAGAGUAUGAAGUUCCUGUCAGAAAAACAAUGAAUCUUCACACCAAUGUUGGAAGCUCAAUCAACAAAUUCUCAACACAAAUAUUUUUCGAACUAACCUAUAACAAAGGAAAAUAUAAAGGUUAUUUUAAUUUAGAUAGCGCAUGGCUAUCUAAAAUUUUCAAAACAUUAUUUCCUCUGAACAUUUGUGUUCUUGGAUUGGUUGGUCAUGGUGGAAAUAAAAUUAAUGAUAAAGUGUUCAAUACCUUUGGAUCAUGUGAUCAUGUAACAAGAAGUUAUACUAAAACAUCGAUUGCAGAGAUUAUACGUGAUCUAAUUGUAAACAAAACUCAAGUUACACAAGAUAUAAUCGAUAAUAUCAAGAUUAAUCUUUGGGACUCUUAUGGUUUUAAAACAUCGAUUCCAUGUGAUAAAUUCAUUAAAUUUGCUGCUAGAGGAAUGCUACCAAAAGAUAUUGAUUAUAAAUUUGACCUGGCAAGCUUUGAAUCAAAGGAAAGAGAUGAUGAAUCUGCUAUUCAUUCAUUUGUUUUUGCCAUGAGUGUUCUAGCUUUUCAGAUUGAAGAAGAAAUUGCGUACUAUAAUUUAUUAUUCAAACUUUGUUCUGAACAAGGUAUCUCUCCAAUUCUUGUGAUUACAAAUCUUGAUCGUUUAAAUCCCGUGGAGCUUCAGUCUACUCUUAAUACCAAACUUGAUAUGCUCAAUAUUGAAAAAGAGAACAUUUUUUAUGGUGAUUCCUACAUCAAUGGUAAUAAUACUCGUGACCCAGCUAAGGAUCAAAUAUAUAUCUCUAUUUUGUUGAAAGCAAUAGAGAUUGGAGAAACUACUAGAGUUAAUCAACAAAAAAGAAGAAUUACCAAAGAGAAUGCUGCUAAAGCAAGACUUGAUAAUAAUAAUAAUAAUAAUAAUGGUGUAAACCAAUCAAUCCCUAAACCACAAUCUCCAAACACAUCAUCGCAAUUCCUUAUUAAUGUAAAGUUUAAAAAUGAAUCCAAAUUAAUCAAUUUCAAUGAAAACAGCACAUUAACAGAUCUUCAAACUAUCACAAGCAAAGCAUUCGGAUUUAAACCAAGUCAAUAUAGAUUUGAACUUGACAAUCAAAUAUUGAAUAUUGAUGACUCAAGAUUAUUGGAUGUAAUGAAAAAUCGUGAAAAGAAAACUAUUUUGAUACAGAAAAUAAAUUUAUAA
Heterostelium album PN500 is the source of this 2028-nucleotide messenger RNA. Its product is annotated as vWA domain-containing protein. The transcript is spliced from 9 exons. The record is from RefSeq and is a predicted model, not a curated record. Bases 1 to 2028 code for a protein of 675 amino acids. Lineage: Eukaryota; Evosea; Eumycetozoa; Acytosteliales; Acytosteliaceae.